Molecule: messenger RNA, 2546 nt
Organism: Dimorphilus gyrociliatus
Lineage: Eukaryota; Metazoa; Annelida; Polychaeta; Dinophilidae
Source: the annotation of a GenBank genome assembly
CAUUUCUACAUGAGGUCUCGUGUUGUCCGUAUCAGGGAGAAGAAACAUAGUAUUUCAUAUAGCUAUGGCAAAUGAACAGAGCUGCCAAACUAAAACUGACGAGCAAAAGGAUUUCGUCCUGAAAAACUCUGAACUGUUUGACGACGGUGCUCAAGAACCACCGGAUUUAGUGGAACAAGAAUGUGGUGGUCGCAGACUUGUUAAAAAAUUAAAAGAAACGGUCACCGACAAUGGGUAUGAAUUGGAAUUUGAAGAGGCUGAAACUGCAUCAAACGAUGACGAGUAUAAAUACUACACACAAGAAGACUAUUUGAAAGGCACUAUGAAAAGUGCUCCGGAAUCAUUUUUUGAUGAUAUUCGCAAGACAAUGUUUCCGAUUGACCCACCUGGAGAUCGUGAAAUAUGGAAAAUAGUUGAUAAAGAAGGCUAUGGUCAACAAAUGCCUAAGAAAUGUAAGCUAGAAUUUCAUUGCAGUUUCUACGCCGAAGGGAGUGAUGAACCGUUCGACUCGUCACAGAUGCGAGGCGAGCCAUGGAAAAUCUCCAUGCUUGAUAUUAAUUUUGUAGGGCUUCAGUAUGCUCUAUUUUCAAUGAAAAUUGGCGAACAAUCUCGGUUUUUGAUAUAUCCGAAAUAUGCUUUUGGUAAACGUGGGGUUCCCCCAAGAAUUCCCCCGAACUGUACUGUGCUUGCUGAAGUUGAACUGCUGAAUUGGGUAGACAUAACUGGUCGAAGUGACUUUUUUUCCUUAACUUAUGAAGAUCGACGAGACGCAAGUUUCGAGGUUCGCAAGAGUGCUGUUGACAAUUUAAAUGAUGACGCAAAGAUAAAAUACAAACAAAAUUACUUUAUGGCCGCGUCGAAAAUCUACCGUAGAGUUCAAAAUAUUCUCGAAGAAGCCAGACUCGCUAAUGAUGAAGAGGAGCGCGAACAAAGGCGAUUAUUGAUAAAAGCAUACGUUAAUCGAGCUGUAUGUAAUAUUCAUUUGAAGAAUCCGAAAUAUGUAAUAACAGAUACAAAGAACGCACUGUUAUUAGAUCCUAAAUGUGGCAAAGCUCUAUACCUUUUAGGGAAGGCUCAUCGACUACUUGAAAAUUUUGAUAAGGCCAGCAAAUGUCUACUACGUGCUCAAAAGUUGGUGUCAAGGCAAGAAGAAGUCUCGAAGGAACUAGAAGUUCUAGAUAAACUGCAAAAGAAAUGGCUAGAAAAAGAGAAAAUAUUAUACCAGAACAUGUUUAGCAACCAUAAACGUAUUACCAUCAAAACAGAAAAAAAAAAUACAGACAAGAAUGAUAGAAAAAACGAAAGACAAAAAGCACAUGUAAACGAGAACUUAAACAGUGGACAUGAUAAUAAUAACUUAAAAACUCAAUCUAAAAAUAAUAGCUUGAAAACUCAAUCUGUCGAGUGUAGGUCGAAAAAUGAAUCUAAAGACAAUAAAUAUUGCUCAAGUAAGGAUCCUGAAAAUAAAACAUGUAAAAAUCCAAAAUGUCAAGAGUCAAAUUCUAAAUUUAAAGACUGUAAUUCAAAUAAUCAGUAUUGUGGGCCAGAUAAUGGAGAUGAAAAAGAUACUGAGAGUAAAAACGUUGAACCUUAUAGGAACGUUCCUCUCAGUGAAAUGGAAUGGAUAGAGGAUUUCAUUCAGGGCAUAAAUUCUCGAAAAGUUUUAGAUAUUGUUGGUUUUACAGCUUUUGAGGUAGAAAGUCUUAUAACAGCAAUUGAGAGGAAAGGUUUAAACGUAGAAUGUAAGAAUAUGGCUCUAAUUGUUUCCGUCAAAGAGGACCCUACUGAAAUCAUUGAUAAGGAAACUAGUGAGGAAAUUGAGGAGGACUUUAGCGUAAAGGAAGUUGAAUAAGUUUCAAAAUUUCAUAUUUCAAUCAAUAAACUACACUUAAAACAAUUACCUAUGCCAAUAUGUAACAAAUUGAAAGCACUUUUAUGUGAGAGUUUCCAAACAACCAAACUUAGAUGUCUUAUAAGUAUGUAGUCUAUUAUUAAGUAUUCUCCUCAUCGUCUGUUGAAGAUUCCAAGCUAUCCAUAUUGCUCGAACUAUAUUCACUGCUGAAACUUUUGUAACGGGUUCGAUUGUAGCAUACAACUAAAUAGAACGUGCUAGUAAAUGCAAAAGCCGAAACAAUUAUUGCAAGAAAAUAAUAUUCAUGAUAAACAACAUUCUCUUUCUUUUCUUCCAUUAAUUUUCGAUCAAAAUCCCAAUCAUUGUCUAAAUCAUCAUCUGGAUCCGCUUGAAGUAGAUCAUCACCAACAAUAUACACGCCUCUCCUAGUAGACAAUCGCGAAUACAAUUUGCGAACAGGUAAUUCUUUAACUACGUCAUCUACAUCUCGUUUUCGUUUCUUACUUUUAGUCUCUUCAUUCUCGUAUUGUAGUUUAUUCAGAGCCCUCCAUCUUUUAAAUUUAAAUUUCUUUUCAACAAUAAAAUUUCCAUGAGGAAUGAAACAAUGAAAAAAGAAACAUAUUGAAAAAAAGUAUAGUGUUUUAGCCAUUCUAAAAUAGUGUAACGAUAAUAAAGAUUUUUAAACCAGUAUUAU